Molecule: messenger RNA, 1070 nt
Organism: Protobothrops mucrosquamatus (brown spotted pit viper)
Lineage: Eukaryota; Metazoa; Chordata; Lepidosauria; Squamata; Viperidae
Product: cathelicidin-related peptide batroxicidin-like
Exons: 8
Biological process (GO): defense response
Cellular component (GO): extracellular region
Source: RefSeq, a predicted model, not a curated record
UCCCAUCAGAAGAAGCAGCAGCGAGGAUGGACGGCUUGCUCUGGAAGAUCUGGCUGGUGGUGACCGUCUGCGGGACGUCCUGCCUCGCACACAGGCCCCUGAGCUACGGGGAGGCCGUGGAGCUGGCCGUGAGCAUCUACAACAGCAAGGCCGGCGAGGAGUCCCUCUACCGCCUCCGGGAGGCCGAGCCUCAGCCCGAGUGGGAUCCCAAUGCCGAGAGCAGCCAACAGCUGAACUUCACCAUCCAGGAGACGGCGUGCCAGGUGGAAGAAGAACGUUCCCUGGAGGAAUGCGGCUUCCAAGAAGACGGGGUGGUCCUGGAGUGUACAGGCUACUACUUCUUUGGGGAGACCCCCCCGGUGGUCGUCCUCACCUGUGUACCUGUGGCCGGAGUGGAGGAGGAGGAGGAGGAGGAGGAGCAGAAGGCAGAGGAGGAGAACGACGAGGAGAAGGAGGUGGAGAAGGAGAAGGAGGACGAGGAGAAGGACCAGCCCAGACGGGUCAAGCGGUUCAAGAAAUUUUUCAAGAAAAUCAAGAAUAGCGUGAAGAAGCGGGUCAAGAAAUUCUUCAAGAAGCCGAGGGUCAUCGGGGUCUCCAUCCCCUCAGAAGAACCAAGGAUGGGAGGCUACUUCUGGAAGACCUUGCUGGUGCUUGGGGCUCUUUCGGCCUCUGGACGUUGUGAACUGUCGCACAAGCCACUGACCUAUCAGAAAGCUCUGGAGCUUGGCGUGGCCAACUACAACAGCAAGGCCGAGGAAGACUCGCUCUACCAGCUGCUGGAAGCUGUCCCUCAACCUGAGUGGGAUCCCAAUUCUGAAGCAACCCAAGAGUUGAAGUUCACCAUCAAAGAGACGGUGUGCCCUGUGGAGGAAGGCCAUGCCUUGGAGGAAUGUGACUUCAAAGAAGACGGGGUGGUCAGAGAAUGCACGGCCAACUAUUUCCUUGGGGAGAAGCCCCCGAUGGCUUUUGUCACCUGUGACGCCGUGGAGGGAAUAGAGGAGGUGGAGGAGGUGGAAGAGAAGAAGGAGGAUGAGGAGGAGGAGGAGGAGGAGGAGGAGGAGGAGGAGGAG